AUUCCAGAUCUGACCAUGAAUCGGUCAGGCUUCUUCCUCGGUGUCCUCAGCCUAGUGGCAUGUCUUGCCUCCAUCGUUCAGGCAUGUCCCCCGAGCUGCCACUGCCACGGCGGAGACCUGCAGCACGUCAUCUGUGACAAUGCAGGGUUAAAGAAGAUCCCCAAAGUGCCUGAGCAAACGCGGCUUCUCAACCUGCAGAAGAACAACUUCCCCGUCCUGCCGACUAAUGGCUUCCGUGACCUGAAAAAGCUGGUGUCCCUGCACCUCCAGGGCUCACGGAUCAAGGAGAUCUCGACCGGAGCCUUCCGGGGGCUCAAGAGCCUGGUCUACCUCUAUCUCACUGAUAACCAGAUCAGUGUCAUAAAGCCAGGAGCCUUCGAUGACCUGUCUGAGCUCACCUACCUGUACCUGGACCAGAACAAGAUCCCAGACCUACCCAAAGGGCUCCUCUCCCCUCUUGUCAACCUCUUCAUCCUGCACUUAGGCAGCAAUAAAAUCCGGGAGCUGAAACCAGGGGUCUUCAAUGGGGCUAAAGACCUGCGCUGGCUCUUCCUCUCUGACAACUCCCUCACCAACCUCCUGCCCGGGGCUCUGGAGGACGUAGAAAACCUCGCUGUCCUCCAUCUGGACAAGAACCAGCUGAGCAGCUAUCCUGUGAACGCAAUGAGUAAGCUGAGAGUGCUGGAGGAACUGAAGCUUUCUCAUAACCCAAUUGAGGUCAUCCCUGACAAUGCCUUCCAGUCCUUUGGGCGUUACCUGCAGACACUCAACCUGGACAACAUGAAACUGAAGAAGUUUGCAGACAACGCGUUCACCAGUGUGACUGUGCUGAAGACCGCUCACCUGGAUAACAACCGGCUCACCCAGCUCCCCCGCAACUUCCCCUUUGACAAAAUGGAGACGCUGACGCUCUCCCGAAAUGCCUGGCACUGCAACUGCCAGCUAGCACAUCUGCGCAAGUGGCUGAAGGGCAAUCGCAACCGCACCGAGGAGACCUGCUCUACACCUGCGCAGUACCGGGGGCAGUCCAUUAGAGACACCCCGGCCCUCCGCACCUGCAAGCUCCCCACCAAGAGGUCCAAGAAGGGAAGCCGCCAUUAAACACGUAAGAUGGUUCACAAGAGUCAUUUCCUAUCGGUAGCUUUUAGUCUGACAUACAGCAAACCCUGAUGCCACCAAAGGUACGGGGUCUUCUGUCUCUGGCAUCAAUGGCACUAGGGUUUGGCUCAAAACAGCUCAUCCAUUCACCCACCAAUGCCUCAGCUCAGAGCUGCUCCA
This is a messenger RNA of Phalacrocorax carbo (great cormorant), 1278 nucleotides long. The record is from RefSeq and is a predicted model, not a curated record. Lineage: Eukaryota; Metazoa; Chordata; Aves; Suliformes; Phalacrocoracidae.